Molecule: messenger RNA, 693 nt
Organism: Solanum tuberosum (potato)
Lineage: Eukaryota; Viridiplantae; Streptophyta; Magnoliopsida; Solanales; Solanaceae
Exons: 1
Coding region: 1-693 (230 amino acids)
Biological process (GO): DNA integration
Molecular function (GO): nucleic acid binding
Source: RefSeq, a predicted model, not a curated record
AUGCACUUCAUCAACAGUUCAGUGCAAAACUCUUUGGCCAAAUAUGGAGUGAGACACAAGGUAGCCACAGCGUAUCAUCCCCAGACUAGUGGCCAGGUGGAAGUGUCCAAUAGGGAAGUGAAGCAAAUUCUGCAAAAGACUCCGAAUGCGCAAAGGAAUGAUUUGGCUGAAAAGUUAGAUGAUGCUUUGUGGGCGUAUAGGAUUGCAUACAAGACAUCGAUAGGUACUUCUCCUUAUCGAAUGGUGCUUAGGAAAGCAUGUCACCUUCCAGCGGAAUUGGACCAUAAAGCAUAUUGGGCUAUCAAGAAGUUCAAUCUGGAUUCUGAGUUAGCUGGAAAGAAAAGGAUAACACACCUGCAUGAGUUAGAGGAAUUUAGGCUCCACACGUAUGAAAAUGCCAAGUUCUACAAAGAGAAGACCAAGAUGUGGCAUGACAAGCAUAUUUUGUCACGCACCUUUGAGCCUGGUCAAUUGUUGUUGUUGUUUAAUUCUAGAUUGAAGUUGUUCCCCGAAAAACUUCGGUCUAAGUGGAGUGGACCAUUUGAAGUGGUCAGGAUGACCCAACAUGGAGUUGUGGAGCUAAAAAACAAGGAUAAGAGCUCCACUUUCCUUGUUAAUGGGCAACGAGUGGAACAAUACUUUGGAAAUUAUGGUGAUCGCAAGCAAGAAGCACUCACCUUGAAUGAUGAAUGA